Molecule: messenger RNA, 2067 nt
Organism: Eutrema salsugineum
Lineage: Eukaryota; Viridiplantae; Streptophyta; Magnoliopsida; Brassicales; Brassicaceae
Exons: 1
Coding region: 308-556 (82 amino acids)
Source: RefSeq, a predicted model, not a curated record
GAAUUAUCCAAUUAAUCCGCUGCGUUUACCGAUGGCUAAAGGCGGAUCAACCGGCGAUGUAAAGACGGAAGAGAAGGAGACUUGAGGAAGGAAACGAGAGAAGGACUCAAAAGACAAGGAAGGGCUCGUUAACUGGAUUUACAACCCGGACCUUAAACCGGGUCGCCCCAAAUCAGUUUUGUAUCGUAGUAUUUUGUAUAUAUUAUGUUUAUCCCCGAAAUUAAAAAUUGCUGAGUUCAUCAAAGAGAGAUCUUUGAAAAUUGAAACCAAAGAAAUUCUGAUCGAUAGCUUCCUCGAGUCGUCGUCAAUGGAAUCUCCUUCGGUUCUCGAUUAUCUCUUCUUCUUUCUCGUCCGUCCGUUUCUAGCGAUCUCGUUCGUCGUCUGCUUUAUCGCUCUUUGGUGGUUUCUGGCAUGGAAGCUAGUAUUAAGCCAUGUUCCUCUGGUACAAGAGAUCUUUGGUUUGAGGAAGAAGACCUUUAAACCGAAACCCGAAUCUCGCGGAAGAAUCUCCAAAUUCUACAGAAGUAUAAAUUCUCAAAAUCCUGUUCCUCAAUGAAACUGCCACCAUGAUCCGAAGCGGAACGAGCAAGAAGAGUUACGAUGUCACAAUCCAGGAGAAUUUCAAGUUUCAAGCUUUAGACAUUACGAAUUGUAUUAUGUUGUUGACUCUUUUAUGGUUGGAUAUGUGCAAUGCAGUGUGCGUUUUGUGUAUAGUGUGGUGUGUUUCAAGCUCAAAUCUUGAUUAGUGUCUCCAUGUCUGAAAACUUAUUCUAAAUUGUUGUGAGAGAGAUACUUUGAUUCAAUCAGGUAAACAAAAACAUAAUGUUUUCCAAAACCAGGCAAUAACAGGAAACAAUACAGCUCUAUUGAAGUCGUUACCAAUCCAAGUCCUUUGCAAUGUCACUGUCUGAUUCGUCUCUCUAAUACCACCGUUGGAGAAAGUGAUCUCUUUGUUCCCAAUCCCAAGGGCUAGCAACUGCUUUAUGUCUAAAACUCCUCCUGCCUCGAGGAAGCCAAGCUCGUAACUAGCUCAAGUCAAGCACUUCCCAUUUUUUCCUCAAUCUAAUCUGGCAUGAUAAAAAAAUAUCCUCGCCAUUGCAUUGACAGGUGACCACUUGUGGACAGAAAAGUCAUUGGCCGUAUUACUAAAUCGAGCCUCCCAGCCAAGAAGGGAAAGAAGAGAUGAUACCAUCGACAGGCAUGCUCAGCAGCUUUCCAAUGGUUUUCCAAUGAUUGUACCUUUUGGGAAUAUGACAUUCUUUUUGCACCAGAGCUUUCCAAAACUCAAGAAUAGGAGGAGCUCAUGUCGAUGAGGGGAUGAUUCAACAGAUACGAAAUCGCUCUACUACUGGAUCUGGCAACCUCCUGAUGAUACGAAAUCAACCAAGAAGAACUCAAAACAUCAACAAUGGCAAAAAAAAACUCAAAUACACUCAAAAUUUUGGAUUUCGCUGAAACAGAAAGUAAUUAGUACCUCUAAUGAUGGAGAGAAAAUAAAUGUACUCUAUACAAAUCUAUGAUGAACAAAAUCAAGUCAUAGAGACAGCUAAUCUACAAUCUCAAUACUGUUGAUGAUUAAAGCAGUUUGAAAUAACGCUUAUGGUCUUCCGUAAUAAACAAUAAACCAAAAACGUUAAUUUGAAGUGAUUAGUCGAUUCCAUUAUCUUUCAGCUACGAAUUAACAUUGAAAGCUGUACACUUUUCACAUUUUUCAUCCGUAAAGAUUCACCAUGACCCAGCCACUAACACGAGGAUGCAACUUGUUUUUUGUUUUCCUCUAUCCAAAGUAGUUCAUAACAUCCAAACAACAAAAUACUCUAUUAGCUGAAUUUGUAAUGUUGUGCAACUAAUCAUCAAGAAAACAAACUCAAACUCUAAUCAAUCACACAACCAACAAACAUUGGGUGCUAAAAAGAAGGAACAUUCGUUUUAUAAAGACCACAGAGUCAAAUAUAAAACAAGAUGUUACAGCAUAACAAAGAAAAAUGUUUUGUUUGUUUGGUCUAAAGGAGAAAUCUUUUUCAGUGAGGGAAGAAGCCGAGAAACAAACAUUGCGAAAAAAAAAAA